ACAGAAAUCCCUAUUUUCCGCAUACCUUGACCACGUGGCCGGCACAGAAUGGCGAGUGAAGAAGCUAGUAGUGCUGAUCUCUUCCUUGCUGAUACUCUCUUCAGUCGUAGUCUGCAGUCACAAGUACCAGCCUCCAGCAGAGAUGAAGAGUGCUGUCUGGGAAUAGACGAAGCUGGUAGAGGUCCUGUGCUAGGUCCGAUGGUGUAUGGGGCAGCUUUCUGCCCUGUAUCGAAGAAACAGCAAGUCAAAGAUCUUGGUGUAGCAGACUCAAAGGUCCUGAAGGAACAUCAGCGUGACAAAUUAUUCAAGGAUAUCAAUUCAUCGGGGGAGUACAUAGGAUGGAAAGUUGAGGUCCUCUCUCCAAAUCACAUCUCCAACAGCAUGCUACAGAGGACCAAGUACAGUCUGAAUGCCCUGUCACAUGAUGCUGCUAUUGGGCUCAUUCGCAGGACCCUGGCUGAUGGAGUUAAACUGACUGAGGUGUACGUGGACACAGUGGGUGACCCUGGCAAGUAUGAGGCCAAGCUGAGUGACUUGUUUCCCCAGCUGAGCAUCACAGUGGCCAAGAAGGCUGACGCUCUCUACCCCAUAGUCAGUGCAGCCAGUAUCUGUGCUAAGGUGAUACGAGAUGAGUGCUUGAAGAGGUGGAAGUUUGUGGAGGAGGAGUUUGGUGACAGUGAUCUUGGAAGUGGCUAUCCUGCAGACCCUAACACUAAGUCUUGGCUGGGCAGGAACAUAGACCCUGUGUUUGGCUACCCUACUGUGGUGAGGUUCAGCUGGGCCACCUGUCAGACGAUACUGGACGCAAAGGCAGUCGAUGUGCAAUGGCCUGAUGAUGAUGAAGACGAGGACAGUGCUGGUAUUGCCAAGAUCAGCUCGUUCUUUGCCCCGAAAUCUGAAAACCCGGACAAGAAAAGACAUAAAUUUUUCGCUGAGAGAGGACUCACUUCUGUAUCAAACUUUUAACCAACUUACAGCCAUUGUUGUAAACCUAUUCAUUGUUAUUGAGCACAUGUAAUGCAGUCAUUUGCAGCCAUUAUGCAACAUGCAUGUUCAACGCACAUGCCAAACAGUCUAGAGCGCAUGUGCAUGAAUGAUUGUGUGCACGAGUCCAGCAUAUGUGGCAUACGUCACACACAUGCUGUGUAGAUGAGGAUAAAACAAGUUUGACAAAAUUCAUUUUCCACUAUUAAAAUUUUUGGAGAAGCAGUGUGAAGUGAUUGGAGCUCAUACACCUUUCAGUGAUUCUAAGAAUAUCUGAUUUCCCUAUAGAACCCUACCAAAAAAUGUCUGAAAUGUUGCUAAGAGCUGUCCAGUUACCUCUGAACAUAGUGCUUAUGUUGCUGCUACUACCUGUCAUGCUGUUCGAAUACAUUUUUGAUGGACUUACAAUGCUGGCUAGUAUCAUUUCUCUGUUACAAUGUGAAGAUCGAAAAACUGCUUUCAAGUUUCUAACUGCUUAUCAAACUGGACAAUUGAUAAAAGCGAAAUUUCCUAACAGUAUAGCUGUACGAUCGUAAUUGUAUGUACACGUAUUACGUGUUUCCUGUGUCUGUUCAUCUCAGCAAAUUAAGUCUCAUUUCAAUCACACUACGUAAUUUUGUUCUCUUAUGUUACUAUACAUGCUGUAUUAUGUUGUUUGUCUACCAACAUCUGUUGGUCUAUGAUAAGAUCAAUAACCAAUUAAAAAAAAUCAGGUGAUUUUAA
Messenger RNA from Halichondria panicea, 1707 nucleotides. RefSeq names its product ribonuclease H2 subunit A-like. The transcript has 9 exons. NCBI's taxonomy places the organism in Eukaryota, Metazoa, Porifera, Demospongiae, Suberitida, Halichondriidae. Gene Ontology annotation, cellular component: ribonuclease H2 complex. Gene Ontology annotation, molecular function: RNA-DNA hybrid ribonuclease activity; RNA binding. The record is from RefSeq and is a predicted model, not a curated record. The coding region runs from base 49 to 966 and encodes 305 amino acids. Gene Ontology annotation, biological process: mismatch repair; DNA replication, removal of RNA primer.